Cetraspora pellucida is the source of this 132-nucleotide messenger RNA. The record is from the annotation of a GenBank genome assembly. Lineage: Eukaryota; Fungi; Glomeromycota; Glomeromycetes; Diversisporales; Gigasporaceae.
AUGGUCCAAACCAAUAUUCAAGUAGAAUGCGCGCCAACUUUAAGAACUAUUAAGACAGGUUGCUAUAAGUCCUGUCCUCCGUGUGCUGCUGCAAGAUCAGUUGAUUGUGCUUGCACUGAAAUAUGUUAUUAA